This is a messenger RNA of Onychostoma macrolepis, 2427 nucleotides long. Its product is annotated as discoidin, CUB and LCCL domain-containing protein 1. Bases 127 to 2091 code for a protein of 654 amino acids. The transcript has 15 exons. The record is from RefSeq and is a predicted model, not a curated record. NCBI's taxonomy places the organism in Eukaryota, Metazoa, Chordata, Actinopteri, Cypriniformes, Cyprinidae.
UGCUGCGUCUUAACGUGGAUGAGAAGCGUGAGAGGAGAGAGUCUGUAGACUGAUUACAACAUGAACUAAAACUCAUGGCUUAAACUCUGAACGCUAGAGUCAGCAAGGGAUAUCCCGAAGGAAACCAUGCACACUAGAUAUGGAGCUCUUUGGGAUACUAUGGAAUUCUCUCGGGUUUGGCUUAUUCUCAUAAUCGAAACCCUGGUGUUGGUAUGCGGUCAAAAGGGCAGUGGGUGUGGAUACACAGUCCUCAGUCCCACCAGUGGCACACUGACCUCUCUGAACUUCCCAGGAACCUACCCAAACCACACCCAGUGUGAGUGGGCCCUAAGGGUACCGAAGGGCCAGACGCUGCUCUUGACCUUUGGGGACUUUGACUUGGAGAGAAGCCAUGACUGCAUAUCUAGCUCUCUUACUAUCACAGACACCAGUGGAGCCACUAGAGUGGGUCCUCUGUGUGGGCAGCUGUCCACCACAAACAGGAAUAUAUCUGUGAGUACUAAUGAAGUCACGGUGCGUUUCAUCUCCGGCACUCACCGUUCAGGACGGGGCUUCGUCAUGUCCUAUUCAACCAAUCAGCACUCAGAGCUCAUUUCAUGUCUGCAUCGAGGGACACAUUUCUCCUCUCAACUGAUUAGUGCAUUCUGUCCUGCAGGCUGCAAAGGUGUCACAGGAGAAAUCUGGGGCUGGCAUGAACAAGGAUAUCGGGAUACCUCUGUAUUAUGCAAAGCUGCGAUCCAUGCGGGCGUAAUUUCAGACAGUUUGGGAGGCAUGAUCAACGUCUCUUUGCAGAGGGGCAUUACCUUGUAUGAGUCAAGCUUCGCUAAUGGAGUACUGUCAAAAACUGGCUCCUUGUCAGAUAAACGUCUUGUCUUCCACAGAGAGUGUGACAGGGAGCUGACGGCGGUGGCCUAUAACACUUCUUCAGUGUGGGAGGAGGUGAACAGAUUAGGUCAGAGGGUCUCCUGGUCUCCGGGACGUGAGGGAUCUCAGUGGGCUGCGAGCUCUGGGGAUCAGCAACCGUGGAUGGAGAUUGAGCUGUGGAACAGGAGUAGUGUCACAGGCAUUAUAACAAAGGGUACGCCACAUUACUACAUUGAAUCUUACACCCUCAUGUUCAGCAAAGACCGCAAGAACUGGAAAGUAUACAAAGCAACAUCGAGCAAAGACAAGAAGUUGUUUGAGGCCCAUUCUGAUGGUCAUGUGACAGUACUCAACAGUCUGAUUCCUCCAGUAGUUGCACGCUACCUCCUCGUGAAACCCCAGACGUGGCAUAUCAGGGCCUCUGCACAGGUUCAAGUGCUGGGCUGCCCUUCUACCCCCCUCAGACCCCGUUCCCACGGAGAUGAAUUGAAUUUUGGGAAAGCAGCUGUCACAGAGACUGUGCCUCUAGACACGCUGCCCACUGAGAGUCCCAUCAUCACAAGAAGCUCAGGCCCCAGUCAAGCAGUGAUAUUAGUGGCAGGCAUGGUUUUAGGAGCCGCUCUAUGUUUCGGUUGCCUUCUAGCUGGGCUUAUUUGGUGGAGAAGAAAAAGAAAUGCACAAAUAAAGAAAUACUGCGUUGACCAAGGCUGUCAGGGUUUCCACGGGAAGAAGCUUCCAUGCACAAACCCAGAGCUUGUAUCUUACCCUCUGGUUCGGAACAUCCACGAUGCUCUUCCCAACCCUCCUCUCAAUGAUUAUGCUGAGCCUGAUGUAGUAGCAGGUGGGCAGAUGAUGGGACUCACAUUCCGACCCCCAACAGAAGAGGGCUACACCAUCCCCUUCUCCCUCAACCACUACGACACCCCUGGACAGCUUCCCGAAUACGCCGACCCCCUGCCACCCGAACCAGAAUAUGCAACACCUUUCAGUGAAAUGUCCACAGACUCAACACUGGACAGCCGACAGAAUCUACCUGUGUGUCGAUCCACACAGGCUGCAAGAGCAGAGCUGAGCCAACAACAAUAUGACUGCCCUGCACACAGAGUGAUCUCAAACGGGUACUGUACUCCAGUCUCACAUGGUACCAGCCAACAUAAGGCUAGUGUGAUCUACUUUGAGCCCCAGACAGUAGAACCACUAUUGCAUACCUACCAUGAACCACUUUGAGCCAACAUGGCAUCUCCUACUGAAGCCAAUUUGUGACAUUUGUGCUGUUAUACUGCCGUUUAUAAUGUAACCUAAUGAUUUAUGCUGUGUUAGACAGCAUCAGGAAUCAGCAUGUAAGAAGUGCUUUUAUAAGGAAAGCUGUACUGUUCAGAUGACCACUGAACCUAUAUGUGCAUAUUUUUAUUUAAUAUAAAUGUGGGUGUAUUGUAUAUCUGUAACUAAUCAGAAUAUACUCCAAGAGGAUUUGUGUUUGUGUGAUUUGAAACCACUAAAGUAUUCAAAGACAUUUUACAUUUUUUAUAGUUAUAUAUAUAAUAAAUUUGACAUUUUUCAUAC